Molecule: messenger RNA, 636 nt
Organism: Sporothrix brasiliensis 5110
Lineage: Eukaryota; Fungi; Ascomycota; Sordariomycetes; Ophiostomatales; Ophiostomataceae
Exons: 2
Coding region: 1-636 (211 amino acids)
Source: RefSeq, a predicted model, not a curated record
AUGUCUUCUUCGUCUCAAACUCCGGCUGUUGCUGGCAGUGCAGGCGCUGAGGAACUCCCCGACAGUGGCAGCAAAGCCCCAGACAGGACAACAGAAGAGGAAGAGCCACAGCUUCCACCGCUUACGCCGGCACAGUUCCGCGAGUACAACCGGAUGGCCGAGCAUAUGGACCACUUUGUUUGGACCAUGAUAUACGAUGCGUGCGAGAAACGGAAACGGCCGGCGGGGAUGUCAAUACGGCAGUUCCUAGACGAGGGCCUGCAGUUUAUCAACUUCCUGACCACCCACCACUCGAUCGAAGAGUCGUAUGUUUUCCCAAUGCUUGCCAAGCGCAUGCCCGAGUUCCAGCCUCCGACAAAGAAGAAGCCAGGCGCGGCAGCCAGCAAUGGCAGCGCGAAGGCCGCCCUGCUGAUCCAACAGCACCGGGAAAUCCAUGCGGGCAUGGAUGCCUUUGAGGACUACGUGCGGCGGUGCAAAAGCGGCGAGACGGAGCUAGAGAUGACGGUGCUCAAGGCGCAGAUGGACUCGUGGGGUAAAGUGCUCUGGCAACAUCUCGACGAGGAGGUUGCGGCGCUCGGUGCCGAGAAUAUGCGCAAAUACUGGUCCCUCGAAGACAUGCGGCGGAUGCGGAUGUAA